ACCUCUCUCUCUCUCUCUCUCUCUCUCUCUCUCUCUCUCUCUCUCUCUCUCUCUCUCUCUCCUAUACGCAUAUUCCUCUCCCAGACCUUCAUCUCCUCCCCCUCCUCCCCUCCUCCAUUGCUCCAUCCACACUCCCUCCACUAGCCUCCACCGACCACCAGGAGGGAACAUGAGUCGUCCAGGUCGUCUUAACAAGGCGCUGAGUUGACGUGAGUGGGCAGAGGAAGAAGAAGUAGAAGAAGAGGAAGAGGAAGAAGAGGAAUAGGAGGAGAGGGAAGGAAGAUCUGAGCUGCGGAUAAGACCCUCAUCAGUCACUGCUACAUCUUGCAACCAGUAUUUGGAGAACACAGUGAGAAUAAUUGAGGGUGGUUGCAUCACCCUCAAUCACCAUCUACAAAACUCAAACGAUGACCAAAGCGGCAGUGGAUCUGUACAUGAGUGAGGUGGCGAGGGGCGUGGCCAGGGGGCGGCUAGCAGCGUGUGCCACCAGGGAAAUGUGUAUGAACAUAAAAAAAGGCGCCCGUCAAGAAAGGCACAGAUGCAGGGUGGUGAGGCAGUGUUCAUCCCAGGGGCACACCACACAGGGUCAGCAACACAGAUGGUGGUGGAGAGGCACCUGUGGGACGCCCAGGGGAACACCAAACACAACCUUGACAGACAGAAGAGUUUAUUGAUGAAGUGUGGAAGAAGAGGAGAAAGGAACAAUGAUAUUCGACCAGCUGCGGCAUCUGGGGGCUUCACUUGACUGGGACAGCUGGGACAUGGAUGCAGCGAGAGACUGGCCUGUGUGUCUGUCUGUACAUCCUGACGGAAGCGUUUGUCCGUCCGUACGAUGCUGGGCUGGUGUACCGCAAGGAGGCUCUCGUCAACUGGUGCUGCAGCCUUCAGUCGGCCAUCUUGGACAUUGAAGUGGACCACCUGCACCUGACAGGACCCACGGAGCUGGCAGUCCCGGGGUACAGCAAACCGGUCAGCUUCGGAAAGAUGUGGGACUUCCCUUACAGACUGGCAGACUCAGCUCUGGUGGGGCCACAGAAUGCCAGUGUACCACAUUACUGCAGCAGAUGGCGAGGAGGUGUGGGUGGCGGCUGCUCGGAGGAGGAUGCAAGGCGGAAGGCUGUGGAGAAGGAAGGCACACCCUUGACCUCCAUGUCCACCCAGCAGGAGGAAGAUCUGGACACCUGUUACUCCUCUGGUCCCUCCCUUUGCCUCGCUGGGCUGGCCAGGUCAGGGGAGGGGAGAGACCAUGCUCGCUUCUACGCAACGACCUUGAAGACGGGUCACGGCAUCCUCUUCUGGGUGGCUCAGGUGGUCAUGCCGGGACUCGACUUGACGGGGAGGCUUUCCUUUGAGACUGUGCUGCUGCAUGGCCUCCUGGGUGAUGGUGGCGGCCACAAGACGUCCAAGUCCUGGGGCAGUGUGAUAGACCCCCUGGAUGUCAUCAGUGGGGCGUCCCUGGAGGUGUGUGACUUGCUGGUGCUGUGUGUUCUGUACUGGUGUUCAUUGGCUGUGGUGAGCAGUACCUUGACAGCAGGUACUGUGCGAGAGGGUGGAGGGGACCCUGAAUGCAGAAGAAGUACUCACUGGUCUCGUAUGAACUCUCCCACAGGCAUCCCAGAGUGUGGAGCUGAUGCCCUUUGGUCCACCCUGUGCUCCACCAGCUUCAGGAGUCAGUGUGGCAUAGAUAGAUGUGGAUGACUGUGGUGUCUUGUCUUGUGUGGAGUUACAAGGUUGGUGUAUGGAUGGAACCGUCACCCCAAACAAUGAGUGGUGGAGGGUGCGUUCUGCGUUGACAGCCAGCAUGAGCGGUGACAGGAGCCAUGGGUGCCUUGCCUCCUCGCACCACCACCACAAGCACCACCACUCCUGCCAUCACCUACAAGGGG
This is a messenger RNA of Scylla paramamosain (green mud crab), 1886 nucleotides long. Its product is annotated as valine--tRNA ligase-like. Lineage: Eukaryota; Metazoa; Arthropoda; Malacostraca; Decapoda; Portunidae. Gene Ontology annotation, biological process: valyl-tRNA aminoacylation. The transcript is spliced from 13 exons. The record is from RefSeq and is a predicted model, not a curated record. Gene Ontology annotation, cellular component: cytosol. Bases 766 to 1698 code for a protein of 310 amino acids. Gene Ontology annotation, molecular function: ATP binding; valine-tRNA ligase activity.